This is a messenger RNA of Penicillium nucicola, 2322 nucleotides long. It is a transcript of the gene mak5, whose product is annotated as ATP-dependent RNA helicase MAK5. Gene Ontology annotation, molecular function: RNA helicase activity; nucleic acid binding; ATP binding. The transcript has 3 exons. The record is from RefSeq and is a predicted model, not a curated record. Bases 1 to 2322 code for a protein of 773 amino acids. Lineage: Eukaryota; Fungi; Ascomycota; Eurotiomycetes; Eurotiales; Aspergillaceae. Gene Ontology annotation, cellular component: nucleolus.
AUGGGCCAAAAGAGAGGACAUGAUUCUAAAGCCCAGGCGCUCCAGACGAAAAAGCGCAAGAAGUCCACCAAGGCCGAUGUAUCGGAUGAAGGUGCCAAUGCCUUUGUCGGAGUGGAGGACCUCAACUGGAAGGAAGUCGCGCUUCCUGACCGUAUGGAAGAUGCAGAGGGAUUCUUCGGCUUAGAGGAGAUCGACGGAGUGGAUAUUAUCAAGGGAGAAAAUGGCGGCGAGGUUCAAUUCAAGGCCAAGUCGGGAAAGCCUAGAAAAUCAAUUUUGAAAGCCCCCGAGGAGGGCGAUGAGGACGAGUGGGCUGGCUUCAGCGACGACGACUCGACCGACAAGGCUGCCAAGAAGACUCCCACGGCCGAUGCAACCGAUGUGAAGGAAGAUAAGAAGCCCAAGAAGGAAAAGAAGAAGAAUGAGAAAAAGAACGACAAAAAGACUGAGACGACGGCCAAAGAAGAGAACGAAUCGAAAAAGCCCGAACAGAAGCCUAAGCAACAAAAGCCGAAGAAGGAUCAGAGCAUGAAAAGCGCUCUCUCAUUCGAGGCCCUCGAGGAAGACGAGGACGAAGACAGCGUUGAUGUGUCGGCCUGGGAUGUGCUCAAUCUCUCACCCGAGAUUUACACAAGUCUUUCCAAGAUGAAGUUCAGCUCGCCGUCAGCCAUUCAGAAAGCUAGUAUCCCAGCUAUUAUGGACGGCCAUGAUGUCGUCGGAAAGGCCUCAACCGGUUCCGGUAAGACUUUGGCCUUUGCCAUCCCAAUUAUCGAGCACUACCUCGACACGAGAGGAAAGCAAGAUAAGAAGACCGAGAAGUCUGACUCAACGCCAAUCGCAUUGAUUCUUUCUCCCACUCGAGAGUUGGCGCAUCAACUCGCAAAGCAUAUCGGAGAGCUCACUGCCAACGCCCCCGAUACCAAUGCUCGCAUUGCACUCUUGACCGGUGGAUUGUCCAUUCAGAAACAGCAGAGACAACUUGCUGCAGCUGACAUUGUCGUGGGAACACCCGGCCGAGUUUGGGAGAUUCUGAGCCAAGGACAGGGUAUCAUCCGCAGGAUGCAAAAGAUCAAGUUCCUAGUCGUUGACGAGGCCGACAGACUUCUUAGCGAGGGCCACUUUAAGGAGGUCGAGGAUAUCCUAGGCGCUCUUGACAAGCACCAAGCUGGAGAUAUCAAAGACACGGACGAGGAAGCUCAGGAAGAGGAGGAGGAAGAACUGUCAGUGAGACAGACUCUUGUUUUCUCUGCUACAUUCCACCGCGAUCUUCAACAAAAGCUUGCAGGAAAGAGUCGCUGGACAAACGGUGAUAUGUUGGACAACAAGGAGUCUAUGGAUUACCUUCUUAAGAAGCUAAAUUUCCGCGAGGAGAAGCCCAAGUUCAUCGAUGUGAAUCCGGUAGAUCAGAUGGCCCAGGGUCUCAAGGAAGGAAUUGUUGAAUGUCCCGCUAUGGAGAAGGAUCUUUACGUCUACUCCGUCCUUCUAUACUACCCUAAGCACCGGACGAUCAUUUUCACUAAUUCCAUCUCUGCCGUCCGUCGUGUUACCCAACUCUUGCAAGCUCUUCAACUCCCUGCAUUUGCCCUCCACUCUUCCAUGGCCCAAAAAGCCCGACUGCGUUCUAUCGAGCGAUUUUCCUCGCCUACGGCGGACCCAAGCUCAAUCUUGGUGGCCACCGACGUCGCAGCCCGUGGUCUCGAUAUCAAGGGAAUUGACAUGGUCAUCCAUUACCACGUUCCUCGCGCAGCUGAUAUGUACGUCCACCGAUCUGGUCGUACUGCUCGUGCCGGUGCUUCUGGUAAGAGUAUCUUGAUUUGUGCCCCCGAAGAAGUCGUUGGCGUGGCUCGUCUCGCCGCCAAGAUCAACGCCAAGAAGAACAAGGGUGAGGGUGCAUCCAAGAAACUCCCUCUUGAGUCCCUCGACAUUGAUCGUCGGGUUGUGGCUCGCCUUCGUCCUCGCAUCAAUCUUGCCAAGAGAAUCACCGACACAACCAUUGCUAAAGAGAAGGUCAACACCGAGGAUAACUGGCUUCGCGCUGCCGCUGAAGACCUCGGCGUGGAGUAUGACAGUGAUGAGUUUGAUCAGUCUAAGGGCCAAGGCCGCGGCCGUGGCGGUGGUCGUCAAAGGCGCGAGAAAGAGGCCAGUGGUAUGACCAAAGGAGAGAUGGCGGGACUACGCGCCGAGCUCAAGCAGCUGCUUUCCGAGCGUGUCAAUAUUGGUGUUAGUGAGAAGUAUCUUACUUCCGGUCGCAUUGAUGUUGAGGCUCUUCUCCGCGGUGAAGGUAACAAGGCCUUCCUGGGACACCUUGACCCGCUCUCCUUCUGA